AACAGAUUCUCCAUUUCACCAUUUUACAAAGCUUUCGAGUUCUCGUCUCUUCUCUGACCUUGCUUGCUAGCCAAGCACCCAUGCAUUACUAGCACUGCAACGCUACAAAGGAAAUAUAGAAUAGUUUCACAUACAAGAUGGACACAAACAAAAUGAGGCCUAUUACAGCUGCAACCAAUUUUGCUGCCACAGGUUGGAAAUCUGCUGAGUGCCGUAGAAUAAUGGUUAACAAAAUUGCAGAUUUUGUACUCAAGAAUGGUCCUCCCUCUUGGAAACAAAAUUUACCCUUGCUUCUAGGGUCUGUAGAAACUUUUGAGGAGAAAGUGUUUGCGUCAUCCAAAGUCGAGGCUGAGUACAUUGCAAAAAUAUCAGAAAAGCUGAAGUCAAUAGCACCAUCACGUCAAAGUGCUGAAAAUCUCUUACCCCAAAACUCUUCUAUCUCAAGAGAAGAAGAAAUUAAAGCAAUCAGAGAGUGGCAAGAACAGGUUUAUCAAAAGGUACAAAUGAUAAAAGCAACAUAUUACACAAAACUUGAUACUUUUCACAAAUUGAUAAGUAGAAAGCUUCAACAGCUCAAGAAUGAGCCUGCUCCUCUACAUCCUAAGACGAUAACUGAUAUGGAGGGAUGCGAACAACAUAAGCGAGCACUGGAAUACACUUUUUUAUUAUUGAAUGUGGACAAAAGCAAGAUUGAUCGCGGUUUCAAGCAGAGACUAGAUAGACUGGAAAAGUACAUACAAGAUGUUUUACAAAAGAAAUACUUCUCUUACUGUCAACAACAAUGUUCUUUUGACGUGCAAUCCAAGCAACAGGUUGAGCCAUCAAAUUCAAUCAGUUCUCAAUUGGAACUAGCUGGAAAGAAACCAGCCUCGCAAGUAAUAAGCCUACCGAGUUCCCAUUUAACAAAGCAGAUUCCUUACCUAACAUUACAAGAGGUAAACCAAUUUUGCAGUUCGCGACAGGGAAAUCAACUGUCUAUGGAAAAAGGUUGUGGAAAUCAUGCAGUAGAACCACAAAUAGGAGUUGAGAUCGAACCAUCCGAAGCUUUUGUGAAUGAACCAGCUGAUAUUCCCGAUGAUACAAGCCCAGCAAUGAAGCACUUUAUUAAAGUGUUUAGGUCAAUGUCAGCUGAAGCAUUCAUAGCUGCAACUGAUGACAUUGGACUAGCACUCCAUUUAAAUGAUGACAUACCAGAAAUUUCAACUGAUGAAAAUGCAAACUUGAAUUGCUACGAUCCUGUUCCAACAGGAAAGAAAAUAAAGCGAUUCUUUAAUUCAACUCCUGCAAGUGGCAGUUCUGGGCAGUUCAUCAGUGCAGAGAAGCCUGCCUCAAUAUCCAAGGAAAUUUAUACUAUCUUAGAAGAAAUAAAAGUGAUAAACAACUUACUGAUAGACACUCAAGUAGUUAUUAGCGAAGGAAACACCAUUACAGGAGUAGCUGAGGGUGCACCAGAACAUGAUGAAGGACUAUUUGUCAAAUUGGUUUUCAAUUCAGUAACUAUUAAUCUACCCCCGACAGCAGAGCAAGCUACUAACAAAGAGUCGAUAAUCAAACCGUUACAUUUGUUUGUUCCCGGGUGUUAUCCACUUCGCUCACCAGUUAUUUCAGAUGAAACACCAUCAGAAAUCAGAGUGGAUGUCGACGUGGACGAUCUGUCAAGUAAAGCGAAUCUGAAACUGAGACUUUCUCUACGAAGCAUGAAUGAGCCUUUGUCACUGCAGAAUAUAGCAGUGUCAUGGGAUCAGUGUGUUAGAGAAGCAAUAUGUGAGUAUGCGCAAAAACAUGGUGGAGGAACCUUUAGCUCUAAAUAUGGAGGAUGGGAGCUAUGUUCCAAUGGUUUUUGACUUGAAGGAGCAUCUAUCCAUGUCCCUAUCAGUCACCACCCCCCAAGAGAUUGCUUUAUGAAAGUGAUCCAAAUACAGCAAUUUGAUCCAAAUUCAGUGCAUAAUGAAUACCUGGUGGUUAGAUACCCUGAAAUUCAUACUUGCAUUUUGUUAACAUGGAAGCAAGUGUUAUUCUGGAUUGUAGAAACAUUAAUUACCCUUGAAUUACAUUUUGUUCAAAGAAUGGUUUUAUAGCCCUAUCAAAUCUUGACCAAGGGAUCUUC
Messenger RNA from Arachis duranensis, 2107 nucleotides. Its product is annotated as mediator of RNA polymerase II transcription subunit 15a-like. Bases 138 to 1844 code for a protein of 568 amino acids. Gene Ontology annotation, molecular function: transcription coactivator activity; chromatin DNA binding. The transcript is spliced from 12 exons. Gene Ontology annotation, biological process: regulation of DNA-templated transcription. Lineage: Eukaryota; Viridiplantae; Streptophyta; Magnoliopsida; Fabales; Fabaceae. The record is from RefSeq and is a predicted model, not a curated record.